Molecule: messenger RNA, 1323 nt
Organism: Thlaspi arvense
Lineage: Eukaryota; Viridiplantae; Streptophyta; Magnoliopsida; Brassicales; Brassicaceae
Source: the annotation of a GenBank genome assembly
AUGGCGUCGUCGUCGUGUCACCGCUAUUUUAAUCCAGCAAGUGUCAGUCCAUUUCUCAGCACUAAACUCCAUCGCUCAAUUUCUCCAUCUUCGAGACGAACUUCUCUUCUCGUGAAUCGGCGAUCCUUCUCUCUCUCUACGAGUAUGGCUUCACCUACUAAGAAGGUUUUGAUUCCCGUUGCACAUGGUACCGAGCCGUUUGAAGCGGUGGUGAUGAUCGAUGUGCUGCGGCGAGGCGGGGCGGAUGUAACGGUGGCGUCCGUCGAGAAUCAGGUCGGCGUUGAUGCGUGCCAUGGAAUCAAGAUGGUCGCCGAUACUCUUCUCUCUGAUAUUACCGACUCCGUCUUCGACCUUAUUAUGCUCCCUGGAGGGCUUCCCGGCGGCGAGACUCUUAAGAACUGUAAACCUUUAGAGAAUAUGGUAAAGAAACAAGACACAGAUGGGCGGCUAAACGCUGCGGUCUGUUGUGCCCCGGCGUUGGCGCUUGGUACUUGGGGUCUACUUGAGGGUAAAAAAGCAACAUGUUACCCGGUUUUUAUGGAGAAGCUAGCGGCAACCUGUGCAACAGCUGUUGAGACGAGAGUGGAGAUAGAUGGGAGGAUAGUGACCAGUAGAGGGCCUGGAACCACCAUGGAGUUCUCUGUCACGCUUGUGGAGCAACUGCUUGGGAAAGACAAAGCGGAGGAAGUCUCUGCACCCUUGGUGAUGCGUCCCAACCCUGGUGAUGAGUACACUAUCACCGAGCUAAACCAAAUUAACUGGUCGUUUGACAGUACCCCACAGAUUCUUGUACCCAUUGCAGACGGCUCGGAGGAAAUGGAAGCUGUUGCUAUCAUUGAUGUCCUGAGGCGAGCGAAAGCAAAUGUCGUCGUUGCUGCGCUUGGUAACAGCUUGGAAGUGGUAGCAUCUCGUAAAGUCAAGCUAGUGGCAGAUGUGCUUCUCGACGAGGCUGAAAAGAACUCAUACGAUCUGAUUGUGUUGCCUGGUGGUCUCGGUGGUGCUGAAGCAUUUGCGAAUUCAGAGAAACUAGUGAAUAUGUUAAAGAAGCAGGCGGAAUCAAACAAACCAUAUGGAGCAAUCUGUGCCUCUCCUGCUCUGGUCUUUGAGCCACAUGGUUUACUCAAGGGUAAGAAGGCGACAGCGUUUCCAGCAAUGUGCAGUAAACUGUCGGACCAGAGCCACAUCGAGCAUAGAGUGUUGGUGGACGGUAAUCUCAUAACGAGCAGGGGUCCUGGAACCUCGUUGGAGUUUGCACUUGCAAUCGUGGAGAAGUUUUACGGGCGCGAGAAAGGACUUCAGCUCGCAAAGGCAACACUUGUGUGA